AUGGCUUUGUACGAUGGAGGAUUUACACCCUUUGGUGGAGGUGUUUUUGGCGGUUUUCUCGAUGGUUACAAUAUGUGUGGAAUGCAUGAGCAACAAGUUCUUUUUAAAGAUUGUGUAUUUUCAUUUAAUGGUGCAAUUAUAUCAAAUAAUUUAGAUGAUUAUCUUAAAAAAGAUAUUCUUUCUGAAAUACUUGGAAAUAAUUUUUAUGCUGACCUUGCUAAUCCAGCAUUACUACAAAUUGAAGGAUAUGCAUCUUGGUCAUAUGUUAUUGAAAUUGACUCGGAUGUAUGUGACAAUUCAAGAAAAAUCGUUAAAUCUCGUACUGCAGCAGUAGAUAAAAUUCGAAUAGAUGAAGAAAAUCAAUUAAGCGAACAACGUAAUAACCCUUUGAGGAUCGGUGGGCCAUUUUAG
Molecule: messenger RNA, 411 nt
Organism: Rotaria sordida
Lineage: Eukaryota; Metazoa; Rotifera; Eurotatoria; Philodinida; Philodinidae
Source: the annotation of a GenBank genome assembly